UUUUUUUUUUCUUCUCUCUGUCACUCUUCCUCCUUUCCGAUUAUUCGCCCACACUGUGCCCAUGCUUCCUUCGAUUUGACGUGUAUUUCGUUGCGUCUUCUGUAAACCAUGGAAUUUGUGUAGAUGUGAUCCAAUUUUCAUGGAAGCUGAGGGAUAAAGGUUUUCGCAGAAGUCGUGUAAGAAAAUUUGUGACAAAUGGCUCCAUCCAGCAAAGCGGACAAGAAAGCGGCUGUAGAUGCAGCCGCGUGGAUGUUUAACGUUGUAACCUCUGUUGGAAUUAUAAUCGUCAAUAAGGCUCUCAUGGCUACCUAUGGCUUCAGCUUCGCCACAACCUUAACAGGUUUGCAUUUUGCGACAACCACCCUGAUGACUGUUAUUCUAAGGUGGCUUGGGUAUAUCCAAGCCUCCCAUCUCCCUCUACCAGAGCUUCUUAAAUUUGUACUAUUUGCCAAUUUUUCUAUUGUUGGAAUGAAUGUUAGCCUGAUGUGGAAUUCAGUGGGAUUUUAUCAGAUUGCCAAGUUGAGUAUGAUACCCGUCUCUUGCUUAUUGGAAGUGGUCUUGGACAAGAUUCGAUACUCCCGAGACACAAAGUUGAGCAUUGCAGUAGUUCUCUUGGGUGUUGGAGUAUGCACUGUAACUGAUGUCAGUGUCAAUACCAAAGGCUUUAUUGCUGCCAUUAUCGCUGUAUGGAGCACCUCCCUGCAGCAAUACUACGUGCAUUUUCUCCAACGGAAGUAUUCGCUUAGUUCGUUCAACCUGCUAGGACAUACUGCUCCAGCACAGGCUGCAUCGCUUCUAUUGAUAGGACCCUUUCUGGAUUACUGGUUGACAAGAACAAGGGUUGAUCAAUAUGACUACAAUUUACCCUCUACGAUUUUCAUAAUUCUUUCCUGCUCCAUAGCUGUGGGGACCAAUCUUAGCCAGUUUAUCUGCAUAGGCAGAUUCACAGCUGUGUCAUUUCAAGUUCUUGGCCACAUGAAGACAAUCCUUGUAUUGGUAAUGGGAUUCUUCUUUUUUGGGAAGGAGGGGCUUAACAUGCAGGUAGUUUUGGGAAUGGUCAUAGCUGUGAUUGGGAUGAUCUGGUAUGGAAAUGCCUCGUCGAAACCCGGUGGAAAAGAACGUCGGAGCCACUCGCUCCCGACUACUAGACAACAAAAGCAUGGAGGUGGUGGUGGUAUAUCAGAUUCUACUGAACAUGAUGGGAAGGUCUAAAGGAGUUGGCUCAUUCCAAAAAGAAAAAUUUUAUUUUAAUUUAAUUUGCGGAGUUUAGAAUGACGAUCUUUAUCUUUUUCAUAUUUAUUCAUCCUCCCACGUCUAAUUUUCAUUUUUUUUUUCCACAGUAUUCGAUUUGUGAGAGGGCAUUGUGUAAUUCAGAAUAGGGGAAAGUUUUCUUGGAAUUUUCAAUUUUUUUUCUUUUUUAAAAAAUUAUGAUCACAGAAUCACAUCCUACUAAUUUUGGCCAUAAA
Messenger RNA from Cucurbita maxima (winter squash), 1466 nucleotides. Its product is annotated as UDP-rhamnose/UDP-galactose transporter 6. Gene Ontology annotation, molecular function: antiporter activity; UDP-galactose transmembrane transporter activity. Gene Ontology annotation, cellular component: Golgi apparatus. The coding region runs from base 196 to 1212 and encodes 338 amino acids. NCBI's taxonomy places the organism in Eukaryota, Viridiplantae, Streptophyta, Magnoliopsida, Cucurbitales, Cucurbitaceae. The transcript is spliced from 6 exons. The record is from RefSeq and is a predicted model, not a curated record.